Chrysemys picta bellii (western painted turtle) is the source of this 3438-nucleotide messenger RNA. The record is from RefSeq and is a predicted model, not a curated record. Lineage: Eukaryota; Metazoa; Chordata; Testudines; Emydidae.
CACUUACCUCAUGGCUAUGCAAACAGCAGCUCCUGGCUGGAAAGCUGAUACUGUUUGAAUCUUCUUGCAAGACAAGUGAAAUAUGAUUAGAAGCACAGGUGCAAUUUUACCUUGCAUUUAGCUUCACAAAGUGUACAGCAGGGCAUGGUGUGUGUCUAGAGCUAUGCGGGCUUCUUCUGCAAUGAGGAUCUGCUUCGCUGAACACUUUCUGGUGUUAACCCUUUGGCUGCUGCCUUCACAAGCCUCUUCCUUCUCCUCUCUGAUGAUCAAUUAUUCCGCAAUCCAUUGUUUACAACAUCACAAUUCACCAAGUGGCAAGCAAUUAUGAUGCUCCAAGCAUCAGUCCAUAACAUCACUAAAUGAGCCAGGCAGGAGGAGGCGAGAUUGAGAGGGCUUUUAUUUGACUACACAUCCUGAUGAUAAGUAGUGACUGGAAAAGAUAUUCUGAAAAGGUUAUUCUGGGGCUUAGAAAGUUGUCUGGAAGCACUGGAGGUUACAGCAUCACGGUGGCUUUCUAGAAGAUGACCAUAGAGGAUCUCCCAGAACCUUCCCAAGAAGGAGAUUCAUUGAUUGAAAGAUAUCAGUUUUUAUUCCCAGGCUCUGAAACAUCAGUUACUUUUUCAGUUGCAGCAGCACCAAUGCCUUCAGACUGUGAGUUCUCCUUCUUCGAUCCUAAUGAUGCAGCAUGCCAAGAAAUUCUUUUCAACCCUAAGACAUCAGUCUCUGAAUUGUUCGCCAUCUUACGGCAAUGGGUCCCACAGGUCCAGCAGAACAUCGAUAUAAUUGGAAAUGAGAUCAUUAAGAGAGGCUGCAGUGUGAAUGAUAGAGAUGGACUGACUGAUAUGACUCUCUUACAUUACACCUGCAAGUCAGGGGCUCAUGGUAUUGGUGAUGUUGAGACUGCUGCCAAAUUUGCCUCUCACCUUAUUGAUCUGGGUGCAGAUACCAGUUUGCGUAGUCGCUGGACAAAUAUGAAUGCUUUGCAUUAUGCUGCCUACUUUGAUGUUCCAGAACUUAUUAGAGUUAUUUUGAAAAAUGCAAAGCCCAAAGAUGUGGAUGCCACCUGCAGUGACUUUGAUUUUGGAACGGCUUUGCAUAUUGCUGCGUUUAACUUGUGUACUGCAGCAGUGAAGUGUUUACUGGAACAUGGAGCGAAUCCUGCCUUUAGGAAUGACAAAGGACAGAUUCCAGCAGACGUGGUUCCUGAUCCAGUAGAUAUGCCAUUGGAGAUGGCAGAUGCUGCAGCAAGUGCAAAAGAAAUCAAGCAGAUGCUGUUGGAUGCAGUGCCUCUGUCAUGUGACAUCUCAAAGGCCAUGCUUCCAAACUAUGAUCAUGUCACUGGCAAGGCCAUGCUUAUGUCACUUGGCUUGAAACUGGGAGAUCGUGUUGUUAUCGCAGGACAAAAGGUUGGUACAUUAAGAUUUUGUGGCACAACAGAAUUUGCCAGCGGGCAAUGGGCUGGUGUAGAGCUGGAUGAACCAGAAGGAAAGAAUGACGGAAGUGUUGGAAAAGUCCAGUACUUCAAGUGUGCACCAAGAUGUGGUAUCUUUGCACCUCUUUCUAAAAUAAGUAAGGCUUCAGAUCACAAGAAGAAUUUUGUCAGAAGUCCUUCCACACGAUCUACUUUGGUCAAGUCCAAGAAAAUUGAUGUAACGCACAUAACUUCAAAAGUGAAUACUGGCUUAGCUACAUCAAAAAAAGAUAGUAGUUCUGAAUCCACCUUUUUGGCUACUGAAGAAGGAAUGAAAAUUAUGCCUGGUAAAGAAGCUUUCCUUGGAUCCAGCAGUUCUUCCUCUUCCACUACCUCUUUAGAGAGCAAACCGAAUCCGCCCAAGAAAUGGAACUCAACUAACAGCACUAAAAAGGCAGUGCCUAAAGUAGCUUCUACCUCAUCUAAAAGCAGUGCUCGACUGAAUAAUGCUUCUCCAUCUACAAGAAAAAACCCUUUUGAUGAAGGAGAAAUUCAGCUUGGAGACAAAGUGCUAGUGGUAGGGCAGAGAACUGGCACUGUUAGAUUCUAUGGGACAACAAAGUUUGCACCAGGCUUUUGGUGUGGCAUUGAACUGAAUAAACCUCACGGCAAGAAUGAUGGUUCAGUUGGAGGGGUCCAGUACUUCAGUUGUCUCCCCAGAUAUGGCAUAUUUGCCCCACCAACCAGAGUGCAGAGGUUAACAGGUUCCUUAGACUCCCUCACAGAAGUUUCAACAGGUAAAAUGAAUCAUUCUUUCCCAGGUUUUAGACGAAGUUUAAGUACAACUUCUGCAUCUUCACAGAAGGAGAUAAACAGGAGAAACUCCUUUGUCAAAUCUAGAAGCUCGAUGCUGCGGCGUAGUUGGAGCAACACCACUACGACUAACACUGAGGGACCUGUGAAACUACAUGAGGGUUCUCAGGUCCUUCUAACCAGCUCUAAUGAGAUGGGCACAAUUAGAUACAUUGGCCCUACCGACUUUGCACCAGGGAUAUGGCUAGGACUUGAACUCAGAAGUGCCAAGGGAAAGAAUGAUGGAUCUGUGGGUGACAAGCGCUACUUCACCUGUAAGACAAACCAUGGAGUCUUAGUUCGGCCUAGUAGAGUAACCUAUCGUGGGAUUAAUGGAGCAAAACUUGUGGAUGAUAUUUGUUGAACCAGAAUGCUUACAACCUGUGCAUCAAGUGCUAGUGCAAUGAUAUAUAAGCAUUAAACCACAUACAAUAACCCCAACAUCAUCUGCACGGAAUACUGACUGAAAUUUUAUCUAAACUAUUAAACCUGCUUUUUUUGGUAAUGUAUCUCUUCAGGCUCUAACCACCUCAGAAUCAUAAUAAGAAGUGGAAAUCAUAUACCCCUCUCUCCUAUUUUGACACAGUCCCUGCCUGUGAGUUUCUUGUAAAAGCAUUAUGGGUUUGAUACUGUAUUAUUUGAAUAAUGGCCCACUCUGAGAAGGCCAGUAUAGUUGACAUUCUUUUAAGUUGCUUUAUGAUUCAGUGUAUUUGGAAGGUUUUCUUCCAUGUACUAAUGAACUGAUACAUCAUUCUCCUGCCUUUUCAUAACAAAGGAGAUUGUUAAAUGAGUCACAUUAGUCUAUGCAGUAUUGGUCCCAGGAUAUUAGAGACAAGGGUGAGUGCCAGAAUAUAUCUUUUAUUGGACCAACUUCUGUUGGGGAGGGAGACAAGCUUUUGAGUAUGCAGAGCUCUUUUUUUUCUUCUUCUUCCCAGACCUGAAGAAGAACUCUGUAUAGCUUGAAAGCUGCUCUCUCACCAACAGUAGUUGGUCCAGAGAAAAAUAUUCCUCCUCCACCUUGUUUCUCACAUUAGUCUGUUUACCAGACACUUUGUCCAUCUCCCUGUGAGCUAGUAGUAAUAAGCAGGAGAAAUUACUCUUUAAAAAAAAAAUCAGUUGUGAAACAAUUAAGUAUUUUAUCAUUCAUAAAAAACCCAUCUCAAAAAAAACCACAC